CCCUUUUCACAUCAAUUCGAGAUUCUCUCCACUUGUUCACGUCCCGAGUUCGAUCCGCCGUGUGCAUCAGCUUCACCAGUUAAAUAAACUCAACACACUUCAACUUCUCCCUCUUCAUUUUUUCCCCGUCUCUCUCUCUUCUCUUCUCUCUCAAAAUUCCUAAAAAAAUGUCCUCUCUUCAGCACGCAUCUGUAAUAAAGGGCGCGAAAGUUUUAAUGGUGGGAGCCGGUGGGAUUGGGUGUGAGCUUUUGAAGACGCUGGCUCUCUCUGGCUUUCAAGAUAUUCAUAUUAUUGACAUGGACACAAUAGAAGUCAGCAACCUUAACAGGCAGUUUUUGUUUCGGAAAUCACAUGUCGGCCAGUCGAAGGCCAAAGUUGCUCGGGAUGCUGUGUUAAGAUUUAAGCCUCACAUAAAAAUUACACCAUACCAUGCAAAUGUAAAGGAUUCUGAAUUCAAUGUGGAUUUUUUCAAGCAAUUUAGUGUUGUUCUGAAUGGUCUUGACAACUUAGACGCAAGACGACAUGUGAACCGCCUUUCCUUGGCAGCUGAAGUUCCUUUGGUUGAGAGUGGGACUACUGGAUUCCUUGGACAGGUCACAGUGCAUGUGAAGGGGAAAACAGAGUGCUAUGAAUGUCAGCCUAAACCUGCUCCAAAGUCCUAUCCUGUCUGUACGAUUACUAGUACUCCAUCCAAGUUUGUUCACUGUAUCGUUUGGGCAAAGGACCUGCUUUUUGCAAAGCUAUUUGGAGACAAGAAUCAGGAAAAUGAUUUAAAUGUGCGGUCUAGUGAAGCUUCUAACUCUUCAGAACAUUCAGAGGAUGUAUUUGAACGAAGAAAAAAUGAGGACAUUGAACAAUAUGGAAGGAGAAUUUAUGAUCACGUUUUUGGUUACAACAUUGAGGUAGCUUUGUCUAAUGAAGAGACUUGGAAAAAUCGCAAUAGGCCAAGGCCAAUAUACAGUAGGGAUGUUCUUUCUGACAAACCAAGCAAGCAAAAUGGCAAUCUUGAUAAAAGUUCCACUGAUGAUGACCUUUCAUCAGUGUCUGCCAUGGCAUCUUUGGGUUUGAAGAAUCCGCAGGACAUAUGGAGCCUUUCAGAAAAUUCUAAAGUUUUCUUUGAGGCGUUGAAAUUAUUUUUUGUCAGCAGAGAAAAGGACAUUGGAAACCUGAGUUUUGAUAAAGAUGAUCAGUUAGCAGUAGAACUUGUUACAGCUGCUGCAAAUAUUCGAGCUGCUUCGUUUGGGAUUCCUUUGCAUAGCCUUUUUGAAGCUAAGGGUAUUGCUGGAAAUAUUGUGCAUGCUGUUGCGACAACUAAUGCUGUUAUAGCUGGUUUAAUUGUUAUUGAAGCAAUCAAGGUGUUGGACAAGGAUUCUGACAAUUUCAGGAUGACGUAUUGUGUAGAACAUAUAACUAAAAAGAUGUUUCUUCUGCCCGUGGAACCUUGUGCGCCUAACAAGUCAUGCUAUGUUUGUUCUGAGUCACCACUAUCGCUGGAGAUAAAUACACGGCGGUCAAAGCUGCGGGAUUUUGUUGAGAAGAUAGUCAAAGCCAAGCUUGGCAUGAAUUUUCCAAUAAUUAUGCACGGUUCAGCUCUUCUAUAUGAAGUUGGUGAUGAUCUUGACGAAGCUAUGGUGGCAAAUUAUGCUGCUAACCUUGAAAAGGUACUGUCAGAGCUUCCUUCUUCAGUUACUGGUGGGUCAACACUGACAGUAGAAGAUCUUCAACAAGAGUUCACUUGCAGUAUUUAUAUCAAGCAUAGAGACGAAUUUGACGAGGAGAAAGAACCCGAGGGAAUGGUUCUCUCUGGAUGGACACAAGUUCCUUCCGAGGAUAAGAACGGUAACAUCUCUGUCGGAAACGGCGGGAGCACAUCAAGUUCUGGUCCAACGGUGGAUGACCAGUCGGAUAGAAUCUCAGAAGGGACCGAAAUUUCUGGGAAGAAGAGAAAACAGCCAGACCUAUCAACAGACGCCACUCUGGAUACGACUACUGAUCACAAUAAAGUCCAAAAGCUCGACGACGACGACGAUGACCUUGUGAUGCUCGAUUAAAUAGGGUACAGUUAGCAGCAAGAAGAGGCUACAAUAGGUUUUACUUUUUAACUUUGUUAGGGCUUCUUACAUCCUAAUUUUGUAUCAUUAGGGAGAAAAUGGUGAUUCUUUGGUGGUCAUACAUGUUACUAGGUUGCAGCUUAUUUAGUGUUUUGAUGGAGUAAAUACUAGUUUUUGCA
Mercurialis annua (annual mercury) is the source of this 2230-nucleotide messenger RNA. RefSeq names its product SUMO-activating enzyme subunit 2. Gene Ontology annotation, molecular function: SUMO activating enzyme activity. Gene Ontology annotation, cellular component: cytoplasm; SUMO activating enzyme complex. The coding region runs from base 168 to 2051 and encodes 627 amino acids. The transcript has 11 exons. Gene Ontology annotation, biological process: protein sumoylation. NCBI's taxonomy places the organism in Eukaryota, Viridiplantae, Streptophyta, Magnoliopsida, Malpighiales, Euphorbiaceae. The record is from RefSeq and is a predicted model, not a curated record.